This is a messenger RNA of Entamoeba nuttalli P19, 663 nucleotides long. RefSeq names its product thiamine pyrophosphokinase. Lineage: Eukaryota; Evosea; Mastigamoebida; Endamoebidae. Bases 1 to 663 code for a protein of 220 amino acids. The transcript has a single exon. The record is from RefSeq and is a predicted model, not a curated record. Gene Ontology annotation, biological process: thiamine diphosphate biosynthetic process; thiamine metabolic process. Gene Ontology annotation, molecular function: thiamine diphosphokinase activity; thiamine binding; ATP binding.
AUGAACAAACCUUACGCAAUCAUUUUUACAGGUGGUCAUUAUGAUGACCACCCUGACUCAAUUCAAUUUUAUCAAUCACUCAUAGACUUAAGUUCAUUUUUUAUUUGUGCAGAUAGUGGUGCUGAUCAUGCAUCAGAAUUUAAAAGAACACCACUUUUUAUAGUUGGAGAUAUGGAUAGUGUUAAUCAAGAAACAAUAAAGCAAUUUAAACAUGUAAAACAAAUUCAUUUUAGAUGUGACAAAGAUUAUACAGACACAGAAAUUGCUAUUGGUAAGUGUAUUGAUGAAGGAUAUAAAAAUAUUGUGUUGUGUGGUGGAAUAGGAACUAGAUUUGAUCAUUCUUUAUCAAAUGUGCUUUCAUUAGUUCGUUUGAAAAAUGAAGGAGUUGAAGUAAAAAUAAUAAAUUAUUAUGAAGAAAUAUUUGUUGCCAAACCCCAUACUGAGAUAGAAGGAAAACAAGGUUGGACAAUUAGUUUUAUUCCAUUAACACUAACUGUAACAAAUGUAACAAUUUCUGGUUGUCAAUAUCCAUUAUCUUCAUACACUUUACAACUUGGUUAUUCAUUAACAAUAUCAAAUAUAAUAAUUUCUCCAAAAGCAGUUUUUACAUUUGAUGAAGGUGAGGUUCUUGUUGUACUUACUCGACCCAAUGGACUUGUUUAA